This is a messenger RNA of Gymnodraco acuticeps, 270 nucleotides long. RefSeq names its product oligosaccharyltransferase complex subunit 4 (non-catalytic) (gene ost4). NCBI's taxonomy places the organism in Eukaryota, Metazoa, Chordata, Actinopteri, Perciformes, Bathydraconidae. The transcript has 2 exons. The coding region runs from base 1 to 114 and encodes 37 amino acids. Gene Ontology annotation, cellular component: oligosaccharyltransferase complex. The record is from RefSeq and is a predicted model, not a curated record.
AUGGUGACGGACGUGCAGCUGGCCAUAUUUGCCAACAUGCUUGGCGUGUCAUUGUUCCUGCUGGUUGUGUUGUACCACUAUGUUGCAGUCAAUAACCCCAAGAAGCUGGAGUAGAGUCCCUCCAGAAUGAUUGGAGAGGUGAGAUGGGAGCCAAUGCCGCCACCAAGGAAACAACAUUCCCUACAUUCAGUCCCAGGAGAUGAAUUUAUUUGUAUGAUUGCACAGUAGUGUUUUUUUCUAAUAAAAAUAUGUGAAUGCCAUUUGCUUUAA